This is a messenger RNA of Bactrocera tryoni, 683 nucleotides long. Its product is annotated as transcription activator MSS11-like. Lineage: Eukaryota; Metazoa; Arthropoda; Insecta; Diptera; Tephritidae. The transcript is spliced from 3 exons. The coding region runs from base 243 to 683 and encodes 146 amino acids. The record is from RefSeq and is a predicted model, not a curated record.
GUUAACGUGGGGAUGCUAUGUGUAUAUUUAUGCCAACACCAACAUUGUAUUAUUAUUGACGAUGUCAUUUCGCUAUUAAACGGUGAACGAAACGGAUCAUAAAAUCAAUCAACGCUCGACGAUCAAAGACGCGACUACAACGAUUGCAACACAGACGGCAACGAAUAACGAGUAGCGAGCAACGGCAAACCAAAUUGAUAUUGAAACAUACAAAAACGAAAGCUCGUAUUUAGUGUUUCGCGAUGCGUUCGAAUAUCUAUCACGUUAAUCCAAAAAAUAUGAAUGAACGCGCCGAAACGGUGCCAGAUGUCCUUGUUAAUGGCCAGGCGAAUGGCAGUAUUAUGUCCCAUUCAGCCGAUGGGAAUGCGGGCAUUCUCACAAACAACCAUAGCAAUAGCAACAUCAAUAAUCACAAUGGCAGCAGCAGCACCAUAACAAAUGGUUUGAAUCACAAUAAUUCGAGCAUAUCAUUGCCCGUGCCGCUGGUGUCCAAUGCAGCGGUCAAUAAUAUUGGUAAUAGCGCCGCCUAUAAGAAUACCAUUGUUAUCGAUAAUCAGCCGAAGCGUAAAGUUAGCAUUGUAUCGGAUCCGGCAAGUGAAGCGCGCAGCAUUGGCGCCUACGACAAUCCAGCCUAUGAACAAAAUCCACAUCGCAAAAUAUCACAGGGCUGGAAGGUUGCGUAA